CUUUCUUUAAGCAAAAUACAGUGUUUGGGUGAAGUUCCCCUUUAAAUGUGCCUAAGCAUGCACUAGCAGUUCUUAUUUGCAGCAUAUAAGGAGUGGUUGAAUGAAUAAUUAUAAGAGAGAAGUGGGCGGUGCAUACAGAGUGGGAUGGGCAGCAGAAGGUGCAAGGAGUUGAUUAUAAAGAGAAAUCCCAGGAGGGAUGUGAUGGUGUGCAACUCCCAGGAGCCCCGUCAAUACCCUGUUACUUUGUAGCUUCCUAUGCCUUGCCUGGAAAUCUAUGUAGAGGAGGAAUGUUCCAUUGCAGCGCAGGGAGCAGGGAGUAGAAGUACAAAUAAGCUGAGGGAAGGUGGUACUUGCCUGCAGCACAGAACUGCAUGCAGCAAGAUGAGCGGCGUGUAUGGGAGUUCAGGAGGGGAGAGGAGGAAGUAGCUGACAGUCAGAGCCGACAGAAUGGCCAGAGCCAAGAUGAAGAAUUCCCCAUCGGAGAUCAGCACCGGAUCCAAAAUUGUUCCACCAAUAACAAGGGAGGAUCUCAAUGGGGUCAGUCCGCUGCUUCCAUCUCGGAUUAUGGGCUCCUUAACGAGUGAUGCUGGGCAAAGGAAUCGUACAGAAGAAUUCAGUCUGGAUCGGUCCUACUCACAGGUGCAAGUGGAAUUCUAUGUGAAUGAGAACACCUUCAAAGAGCGGCUCAAACUUUUCUUCAUCAAAAACCAAAGAUCAAGCCUCAGAAUACGUGUCUUCAAUUUCUCACUCAAACUGUUGUCCUGUUUCUUAUAUAUUGUCCGGGUUUUGCUGGAUGAUCCAACUCAAGCUGAGUGCUGCCCAAAGCAGAAUGUCACUGUUCAUAAACACCAUGAAAUCCGCUGGGAAGCCAUCUUGUGGGUGGAGAGAGCAACACCUUUAUGGGUGAUACAGGUUAUAGUGGCUGUUAUCAGUUUCUCCGAGACAAUGCUUCUCAUCUAUCUCAGCUAUAAGGGCAACAUCUGGGAACAGAUCUUUCGCAUCUCGUUCAUUUUGGAGAUGAUCAACACCGUUCCGUUCAUCAUCACGAUAUUUUGGUCACCACUGAGAAAUUUAUUCAUUCCCGUUUUCCUGAACUGUUGGCUGGCAAAAUGUGUUUUGGAGAACAUGAUUAAUGACCUACAUCGAGCUAUCCAGAGGAUUCAGUCGGCCAUGUUUAAUCAGGUGAUCAUUCUGAUCUGCACCCUUCUGUGCCUUGUGUUCACAGGCAUGUGCGGCAUCCAGCAUUUGGAAAGAGCCGGAGAAAACCUCUCAUUAUUCAAAUCUUUUUAUUUUUGCAUCGUCACCUUUUCCACUGUGGGUUACGGAGACGUGACACCCCAAAUCUGGCCUUCCCAGCUGCUUGUGGUGAUCAUGAUAUGCGUGGCGCUGGUGGUGUUGCCUCUGCAGUUUGAGGAGCUGGUGUACCUGUGGAUGGAGAGACAGAAGUCUGGAGGAAAUUACAGUCGUCACAGGGCCCAGACGGAGAAGCACGUGGUCCUUUGUGUCAGCUCCCUGAAGAUCGAUCUGCUGAUGGAUUUCCUGAAUGAAUUCUAUGCCCACCCUCGACUACAGGAUUACUAUGUUGUGAUCCUUUGUCCAACGGAGAUGGAUAUUCAAGUUCGCCGGGUCCUUCAGAUUCCGUUGUGGUCUCAGCGAGUUAUCUAUCUCCAAGGUUCAGCCUUAAAAGAUCAAGACCUUAUGAGAGCAAAAAUGGAUGACGCUGAAGCCUGUUUCAUCCUCAGCAGCCGCAAUGAAGUGGACCGCACAGCAGCAGACCAUCAAACCAUCUUGAGAGCUUGGGCGGUAAAAGAUUUUGCCCCUAACUGUCCUCUGUACGUGCAGAUCCUAAAGCCUGAAAAUAAAUUCCACGUGAAAUUUGCAGAUCAUGUGGUUUGCGAGGAGGAAUUUAAGUACGCAAUGCUGGCGCUGAACUGCAUCUGCCCGGCCACUUCCACACUGAUCACCCUGUUAGUUCAUACAUCCAGGGGACAGGAAGGCCAGCAGUCCCCGGAGCAAUGGCAGAGGAUGUAUGGUCGCUGCUCUGGAAAUGAAGUGUAUCACAUUCGGCUGGGGGACAGCAAGUUCUUCAUGGAGUAUGAAGGCAAAAGCUUCACCUACGCUGCUUUCCAUGCACACAAGAAGUAUGGCGUGUGCUUGAUAGGAGUCAAGCGAGAAGACAACAAGAGCAUUCUUCUGAAUCCCGGCCCGAGGCACAUCAUGGCCGCCAGUGACACCUGCUUCUACAUCAACAUCACCAAGGAGGAGAACUCUGCCUUCAUCUUCAAGCAGGAGGAAAAGCAGAAGCGGAAAGGAAGAGGCUUGUAUGAUGGUCCAUCGCGGCUGCCAGUGCAUAGUAUCAUCGCUAGCAUGGGUACAGUCGCUAUGGACCUGCAGAACACAGAAUGCCGUCCCAUGAACAGCAGCAAGCUGACUCUUCCAUCGGAGAAUGGCACAGGGACCCGGAGGCCCAGUAUCGCCCCGGUUCUGGAAAUCGCAGACACCAGUACCGUGCUACAAUGUGACCUGUUGAGCGACCAGUCGGAGGAUGAGCUCACUCAGUCGGAUGAUGAAAGCUUCUCAAUACUAGAGUACGUGAAAGGGUACCCUCCAAAUUCACCCUACAUUGGGAGUUCACCUACCCUCUGUCACCUCCUGCCCUCCAAAGCUGCCUUCUGUUGCCUGCGUCUGGAUAAGGGCUGCAAGCACAACAGCUUUGAAGACGCCAAAGCCUACGGCUUUAAGAACAAGCUGAUUAUCGUUUCAGCAGAGACCGCUGGGAACGGGCUGUAUAAUUUCAUUGUCCCCCUGCGGGCAUAUUACAGAUCCCGGAAAGAGUUGAACCCUAUCGUUCUGCUCUUGGAUAACCCGCCUGAUAACCACUUCCUUGAAGCCAUCUGUUGCUUCCCCAUGGUUUACUUUAUGGUCGGCACCAUAGACAACUUGGAUAAUUUACUGCAGUGUGGGAUCAUUUAUGCGGACAACCUGGUGGUGGUAGAUAAAGAAAGCACAAUGAGCGCAGAGGAGGAUUACAUGGCUGAUGCGAAGACAAUCGUAAAUGUACAAACUAUGUUCAGGUUAUUUCCAAGUCUGAGUAUCACCACAGAGCUGACACACCCUUCCAACAUGCGCUUCAUGCAGUUUAGAGCAAAGGAUUCGUACUCUCUUGCCUUAUCCAAACUGGAAAAGAAAGAACGGGAAAAUGGAUCCAAUUUGGCUUUUAUGUUUAGACUCCCUUUUGCUGCUGGAAGAGUUUUUAGCAUCAGUAUGUUGGAUACAUUAUUAUAUCAGUCCUUCGUGAAGGAUUACAUGAUAACAAUCACAAGGCUUCUGCUUGGUCUGGACACCACGCCCGGUUCUGGUUACUUAUGUGCUAUGAAAAUCACAGAGGAUGACUUAUGGAUCCGAACCUACGGCAGAUUAUUUCAGAAACUCUGCUCAUCCAGUGCGGAAAUUCCCUUUGGGAUUUAUAGAACACAAUCACAUACGUUUCCCACAUCGGAACCUCAUGACAUUAGAACACAGUCCCAGAUCUCCAUCAACGUAGAAGAAUGUGAGGACACAAAAGACGUGAAAGAAUACUGGUCCGGCAAAAACACGCAGAGGAACUCAACAUCCAGCGACCAAUCAGAUCACCCGUUGUUGAGAAGGAAAAGCAUGCAGUGGGCACGGCGGCUUAGCAGGAAAGGGAACAAGCAAGCAAAUAAGACAGCCGAGUGGAUAAGUCAACAGAGGUUGAACUUGUACAGGAGGUCGGAGCGGCAGGAACUCUCUGAACUGGUUAAAAACAGAAUGAAGCACCUUGGCUUACCCACAAUGGGGUAUGAGGAUGUAGCAAAUUUAACUGCCAGUGAUGUGAUGAAUCGGGUAAACCUUGGAUAUUUGCAAGAUGAAAUGAACGACCACCAGAACACAUUAUCAUAUGUCCUCAUUAAUCCACCCCCUGACACCCGCCUGGAACUCAAUGAUAUUGUAUACUUGAUCCGAUCGGACCCCCUCGCACACGUCGCCAAUGACUCCCACAGUCAGAAAAGCAACUACAAAACGGAUCAAGUGGGCAAUCCGGAAACAAGGGACGAGACACAGCUAUGAGUGCGAAGCGGGACUAUUCAAAACUGUGCCUAUAAAGCCACUCAACUUCCAUACUGUAUUUAUUACAAGCCACAACAGACUCUUUAUCAUGUGAGGUGCCACAGGCUGACUUGUGAGUAUUACGGGAAGACUAUGGAGUAGGAAGAGGAGAAGGUCCUUCGUUAUUUCAUGAAUCCACUGCCAACUUCUAAGCAUUGCUUUCUCAAUCUAAGCUCUGCAUCACUGGUAGAUUUGUGUAGCUUCUGCCUCAUACGGUCUUGUCCAUCCAAUGAACUCCAUCAGAGCAAAUAGUUGACCGACGAACAAACAGAAGCGUCUCCAACUGCAAAACGAGCCCUAUUUUGUGUGUAGAAACAGCUCUGGUCUGCAUUAGUGUUUACAUUGAGUUCUGUGCAAGAGUCACAACUUAGUGAAACAGAACCCAACAUCUAAGCAGAGGACUAGAUGCACGGAUGAUAGCCUUAAAUCGCUCCAAAUCAUAUCUAGCUCUCCAGGUAGUGCUUGCAAUAAAGGCACUUACAGCUGCCCGCGGCAUCCAAUAUGUCUAACGCAAUACAACUUGCUGCACUAUAAUUUAAAACAUGGUACCCUCCUGGCCCCAGGGGCUGUUAUACAAUUCUCCUUAAGAGAAUUCUGUUCUGCUAAAGGCACAAAUGAUCUGCCGUAUAAAAAGAUACCAGACACAAUUCUGUAUCAAUGGUUCUCAUAACUGAAAUGUAUGGAAAGCACAUCUAGAUUUUUUGUUAAAAACUCAUGUAUAGAUAAUUACAGGUCCCCGUGUCCAACAUGCCUCUAUAUGAAUAUCAGCGAAGAUCAAACAUAUUCGGUUAAAGGGACCUCCUGUUUACAUUGAACAUUUGAAUGAAGCCUUGGGAAACUCGGUCUUUGAUAUGGAAUUAUUCUAUAUUUUAUCAGUAUUUUUAUUGCACAAUUUAGUACCAUAUCAGUGUUAUUUGACCCAAAAAGUGCAUUUGUUUUGCUCCUCAAUAAACUUUGUUUUUUCUCCA
This is a messenger RNA of Xenopus laevis (African clawed frog), 5096 nucleotides long. RefSeq names its product potassium channel, sodium activated subfamily T, member 1 L homeolog (gene kcnt1.L). Lineage: Eukaryota; Metazoa; Chordata; Amphibia; Anura; Pipidae. The coding region runs from base 448 to 4089 and encodes 1213 amino acids. The record is from RefSeq and is a predicted model, not a curated record. The transcript is spliced from 32 exons.